Molecule: messenger RNA, 481 nt
Organism: Macrosteles quadrilineatus (aster leafhopper)
Lineage: Eukaryota; Metazoa; Arthropoda; Insecta; Hemiptera; Cicadellidae
Gene: ND-B8
Product: NADH dehydrogenase [ubiquinone] 1 alpha subcomplex subunit 2
Exons: 3
Coding region: 119-403 (94 amino acids)
Source: RefSeq, a predicted model, not a curated record
CUGCUUCUGCUAGUAGUAGUACUUGCUAGUGUUAGGUCUAUUAUAGGUUACUUUUCAAAGUCAAGAGUAUUACGCCAAGUACCUCAAUUAAUUGUACUUAUUAUUUAAAGUACUUGAAAUGGCAGGAAGAGCUGUUAAGUUUGGAAGUGCUUUGAAGGAGCUUAGGAUUCAUUUAUGCCAAACUUCGGAUGCCAGUAAAGGCGUGAGGGAUUUUGUCGAAAAGUUUUAUGUACCACUGAAACAGAUGAAUCCCAAAUUCCCUAUUCUGAUCAGGGAAUGUAGUGGUGUCCAGCCUAGAGCUUGGGCUCGAUACGGUCACGGAAAAGAAACAAGUGUCUCGUUAACUAAUCUACAAGCGGAAAAUGUGUUGAAGGAAAUUGAGAAGCUGGCAUCCAAGAACUAAUUGUGGGUUUUCUAUUAGUUAUUUUGUAAAUAUGAUGAUAGAUUGUACGUUAAUCAUAAAAAUAAAUAUUAGUCGGUA